Molecule: messenger RNA, 3659 nt
Organism: Helicoverpa armigera (cotton bollworm)
Lineage: Eukaryota; Metazoa; Arthropoda; Insecta; Lepidoptera; Noctuidae
Exons: 21
Coding region: 300-3629 (1109 amino acids)
Biological process (GO): protein O-linked glycosylation
Cellular component (GO): Golgi apparatus
Molecular function (GO): polypeptide N-acetylgalactosaminyltransferase activity
Source: RefSeq, a predicted model, not a curated record
AAGUUUUAUUCAAUAGGUCAUAAAACGCGUAGCAGAUCAUUGUCCUCCUAUAACAAUACUAAUUACAGUCAAUAAAACUGAGCUAUCAUAAAACAAAACCCUGUAAAAAUAAAAAUAUGAAUCCAAAUAAAAACUAGACAGUUUCCUAUCCAGAUUAGGCUGAAUAGCAUGUUUACGGUUGCCUUUCCUGUUUGAAAAAGGUAGACUGUAAACAAACAUGGUUGAAGCGAAACGUCAAAAUCAGUCGGUCGCCGAAAGCGGCGCGGCACGGUGUCGCUUAAAUUAAUAAAUAAACGAUUAUGGUGUAUUUUCCGGUGCGCAAGUGCUACCAGGCGGCCAAGUUAGUGCUGUUGGUGCUUCUAGUGAUUACAAUAUUAGCCUUGUUCGAGCAAUGGCGAGGCGGCAAGAAGAAUACGCUGGCGGAGUAUUCAGACCCUCUUGAAGCUGAAUACGAGAGACAGAUCUUGGAAGAUGAGUCCAGGAUCAUCCCGGGGCUGGGGGAGGGCGGCGCGGCGGCACAUCUCAUCGGCGAGGAGAAGAAGCGCGGCGAGGAGUCGGAGAAGAAGCUUGCCAUCAAUGUGUACCUCAGCGACAGGAUCCCGUACAACAGAACGCUGAAAGACUUCCGCAACCCCGCGUGCAAGCGCGUGACGUACGACGCGGAGCUGCCGUCGGCGUCGGUGAUCCUGAUCUUCCACAACGAGCCGUACUCCGUGGUGGUGCGCACCAUCUGGAGCGUGGUGAACUCCGCGCGCCGCGACCAGCCCUGGUACAGCCGCGCCAACUUCAUCGACAGGAACACUGGACGCCAGACUGUUGCUGGCUACCCAGGUCAAGACCCGAACUCGCCGUUCGUGUACCUGAAGGAGAUCAUCCUGGUGGACGACAACUCGACGCUGCCGGAGCUGAAGGGCAAGCUGUCCCACUACGUGCGCACGCGUCUGCCGCCCGACCUCAUCCGCAUCCUGCGCCUGCCCGACCGCGUGGGGCUGACGCGCGCGCGGCUGGCGGGCGCGCGCUACGCGGCCGGUGACGUGCUGGUGUUCCUGGACUCGCACUGCGAGGCGCAGCCCGACUGGCUGCGGCCGCUGCUGCAGACCAUCAAGGACGACCCCCACGCCGUCGUCGUGCCCAUCAUUGACGUCAUCGAGUCCAACAAUUUCUUCUACAGCGUGCUCGACACCAGCGUCUUUCAGGUGGGGGGGUUCUCGUUCAUGGGCCACUUCACGUGGACGGAUGUGCCUGAACGAGAGAAGAAGAGAAGAGGAUCUGAUAUUGCGCCAACAUGGUCACCCACGAUGGCGGGCGGCUUGUUCGCGAUCAGCCGCUCGUACUUCUGGGAGCUGGGCGCGUACGACGAGCAGAUGGGCGGCUGGGGGGGAGAGAACCUCGAGAUGUCCUUCCGGAUAUGGCAGUGCGGCGGCACGCUAGAAACCAUACCGUGUUCUCGCGUGGGUCACGUGUUCCGCAGCUUCCAUCCAUAUGGCAUGCCCGCUCAUAUGGACACACAUGGUAUAAACACGGCGCGCAUGGCGGAGGUGUGGAUGGACGAGUACGCUGAACUGUUCUACCUGCACAGACCCGACCUCAGGAACAACCCGAAGAUAGGCGACGUGACGCACCGCAAGAUCCUCCGCGAGAAGCUCAAGUGCAAGAGCUUCCAGUGGUACCUCGACAACAUCUACAAGGAGAAGUUCGUGCCCGUGCGCGACGUCUACGGAUACGGCAGGUUCAAGAACGAGGCGACUCAGAUGUGCAUCGACACACUGCAGCGCGAGGCGGAGGCGUCGCCGCUGGGCUGCUACCCGUGCCACCCCGACCUGCAGGCCACGCAGUACUUCUCCUUCUCCCUCGCGGGCGAGCUGCGCGACGAGUUCAACUGCGCCACGGUGCAGCCCGCCAGGAUGUCAGCGGACGAGCGAUCCUCCGAAGCAUCCCGCGCGGUGGUGAUGACGCCGUGCCACGGGCUGGGGCGCGAGCAGAAGUGGCGGCGCCUCAGCAGCGGCCAGCUGCAGCACGCGGCCACGCGCCUGUGCCUCGCCGCGCCGCCCGACGUCGGCGACGUGCGGGCGGCGCCCUGCCGCCCUGACGCCGCCGACCAGUACUGGACUAUCGAUUAUACCGAGGAUAAUAACUUUCAUGCUAAUGAAUUGAGAUUCGGUCCUGAACGAGAGAAGAGGCUGAACAGACUGCGAGGACAACGCCGCAUCUCCCGCUCGCUGCUGUCGUACGGCGGCGCGGGCGACAACAUGCUGGAGGACACGCGCCGACAGGACGGCGAGAACGCCACCGUCAGGCGACACUCGCACAAGAGCAAGCACCGCAAGCGUCACGGUCGCAAGCGCAGCCGCUCGAGCAAGAAGCGCACGAAGAACAAGUUCAUCCUGAAGAUCAUGCGCACGCUGAUGAACGGCACGGAGGAGCACCUGGAGGUGGACAUCCACUGCAAGCACCGCCAGCUCUUCCCCAACAACAGCUUCGUGCGCGACCUCGUCACCAUACUCAACGAUAAGAAUGUUAAGGUGGUGAACAACGGGCGCGUGUUCGAGCGCAACAAGGUGACGGAGCUGGAGGCGGCGCAGUCGCACAAAGUGCUCAACAAGAUGGACAUCGACCCCCCCGCGCAGCCCCCCCCAGCCCCCGCGCCGCCCGACCAGCCCCUCGCGCCCGUCGGCGUCGCCGCCAUGCGGGAGGGGAUCUUCCACCAGAUCAAGCAGCGCAUGAAGAAGCAGAAGCCGGGCGUGCAGUCCGUGCAGUCCGUCAUCUCGCGCGAGCUGCUGGGCGGCGCCGGGGGCGGGGCCGGGGGCGGCGCGGGGGCGGGGCGCGUGGAGCUGGCGCCGCCCCCCGCCCCGCCCAGCGCCCGCGACGCCCACUCGCGGGGGGCGCAGCGCGAUGCGGAGAAGAAGAUCAUUAUCGAGGACUUUGUCGAGGUGAAGAGAUUGACCGCUACCACUAUGCAGCCGCCCAACAAGCGUAUGCGCAAGCGCAAGCGCAAGCGUCCCCGCGGCGGCGUGACGCCCGCGCUGGCGGCGCCGCCCUCCCCCGCGCCCCCCGCGCCCGCACUCACCGACGCGCCCGCCGCGCUCAGGGAGGGGACCAGAGAUGACAAGUCUGGUGGUCAGGAGUCGGAGGGCGAGUCUGGCGAGGACGCGCCGCUGAUGGACGACAGCAUGGACCGCUCCGCCGGACGAGAGGACUGGCCCAUCGGUGAGUCCCGCUUCCGUCGCACAAACACGCACGGCGGCUACCCGCACGCCGCCGAGCACGCGGCCCCGCACGUGCACAGCCUCGGGUGUGAACACCACGCACCUAGCAGGAAGGACAUCGACGUCGAGUACAUGCCCGAUGACGGUACCGGCAUGUACCGGAACAACGGCAGCGGCGAGGUGGCGCCCGUGAAGGUCGUGAUGAGGAGCAACCUCACCUUCAACCUCGGAGACGAGUUCUUCAACUGGAGGAACCGGAACUCCCCCAUCACCGAUGACAUUGUUAACGAGUUCCUUGGCGACCUGACCAUCCCGAGUAACAGCAGCGAGCCGCGCGACACGCACGACACACACAACACACACGACACGCACGACAAGGCCGACAACUCCGACAACAGCUCGUCUGAAAGCAGCGGCGAGUGACGACACGUACUUACUAGCCAGCAAUUAUUA